This is a messenger RNA of Trichosurus vulpecula (common brushtail), 3041 nucleotides long. RefSeq names its product VRK serine/threonine kinase 1 (gene VRK1). Gene Ontology annotation, biological process: signal transduction; peptidyl-serine phosphorylation. The coding region runs from base 109 to 1308 and encodes 399 amino acids. Lineage: Eukaryota; Metazoa; Chordata; Mammalia; Diprotodontia; Phalangeridae. Gene Ontology annotation, cellular component: cytoplasm; nucleus. Gene Ontology annotation, molecular function: protein serine/threonine kinase activity; ATP binding. The transcript has 13 exons. The record is from RefSeq and is a predicted model, not a curated record.
AUUGCGUAGUGAGGCUGAGGCGGGAGAUGCUCGGGGAAUCCGGUGUCCGCGAAAGCGGCGGGAAGUUCGGUCUGUGAAGGAGCCUCCCGCGUUGCGGUUUCAGUAAAAAUGCCUCGUGUGAAAACAUCACAACCUGCAAAAAAAGGUCCAGCUCGGAGAAAGCUAGCAGAACAGUUUGCAGUAGGGGAAGUUUUAAUUGACCUGACCAAAAAGGAAUGGAAAGUAGGACAACCUGUUGGUCAAGGUGGUUUUGGUUGCAUAUAUCUCGCUGAUACUAAUUCUUCAAAGUCGGUUGGCAGUGAUGCCCCCUGUGUUAUAAAAGUGGAACCAAGUGACAAUGGACCUCUUUUUACCGAAUUAAAGUUCUACCAGAGAGCUGCUAAACCAGAGCUAAUUCAAAAGUGGAUUCGUUCUCAUAAACUGAAGUACCUGGGUGUUCCUAAGUAUUGGGGUUCUGGACUACAUGAUAAAAAUGGAAACAGUUAUAGGUUUAUGGUAAUGGAUCGGUUUGGGAGUGAUCUUCAGAAAUUGUAUGAAGCUAAUGCCAAAAGAUUUUCACGGAAAACUGUCUUGCAGCUAGGCUUAAGAAUACUGGAUAUUCUGGAAUAUAUCCAUGAGCAUGAAUAUGUACAUGGAGAUAUCAAAGCCUCAAAUCUUCUUCUGAACUACAAGAAUCCUGACCAGGUCUAUUUAGUAGAUUACGGCCUCGCCUACCGCUACUGUCCAGAAGGAGUCCAUAAAGAAUACAAAGAAGACCCUAAAAGGUGUCAUGAUGGAACCAUUGAGUAUACAAGUAUUGAUGCACACAAGGGUGUGGCUCCAUCAAGACGGGGUGACUUGGAAAUACUGGGUUACUGCAUGAUCCAGUGGCUCAGUGGCCAUCUCCCUUGGGAGGACAAUUUGAAAGAUCCUAACUACGUCAGAGAUUCCAAAAUUAGCUACCGAGAAAAUAUUUCAAGUUUGAUGGACAAGUGUUUUCCUGAGAAAAAUAAGCCAGAUGAAAUUGCUAAGUAUAUGGAAGAAGUGAAAUUAUUGGGCUACACAGAAAAACCUCAUUAUCAGAAUUUACGAGAAAUUCUUUUGCAAGGGCUAAAGACUACAGGAAAUAAGGAUGAUGGCAAACUGGACUUGUGUAUCUUGGAAAAUGGAGGUUUGCUAACAAAAAAAGGACCAAAGAAGCGAAAGAAAGAAGUAGAGGAAAGCAUAGCAUCAGGUGCUGAAGAUAUGGAAAUUUCACAUCAAAAUAUAUCGGAGGGAUCUCAAACUCGUUCAAGAACCAGAAAGAGAGUCAAGAGAGACCUGAAGUAGAGUGAAUACAAUAAGCCCACGUACAGAAUUUGCUUCAUUUCUCCUUUUUUCAAUAAUGAUUCUUUUCUCCUUUCUCGUGUUGUGUUUAAUUUUCAUGUGCAUCUUGGGAGGAAGGGUGGUGGAAAUAUUUUUAAAUCCUUGUGUCUUUGAAGAGUGUUUAAAGAUUUUUAUUAAAAUAAAUACUUCAUAUAAUUUGUUAUGCUUUAAGUCCAAUUUAUGAAAUUUUCAAAUCAUUUUAUCAUCAUUUAAUGCAUUUUGUGACAUCCUGAAAACGUUUAAAUUUCUGAAGUUAAAUGUUAGCAGGUGUUAUUUUAAAAAAAACUGUAUAAGCAAUUUGAUGCUUUGGAGGUUAUACAAGGAAAAAUUCUCAAUAUACUUAGCUAUAUUGGAGAGAAAGUAAUAUAUUUCAUAUGCACUUAACUUUAUUUUGAUCCAGUAUAGGUUUUCCCCCCCUCCAUGGUAGAGUUAGUUAUCUGUGGAAUUUUAAGAGGGAAUUUUUCUCCCAAGUAAAGAAUUCUUAGGCUUUUGAAACAUGUGGUUUUUUUUUUACCUUGAAGUUUAUUAUAAAUUUGUACCUUUGAAAUUUAGUAAUCAGUGAAUAGGUAUUUUGUUGACAGCUUAUGAUUGUCGUUUUAAUCAUUUUUACCUUUAGUAUUGUCUUAUGUGGUAAUACACAGGCCUCUAGGUGUUAUACAACAUACCCAUCUUAGUUCAUUUAUCUUCACAAAAUCCUGGUUGAAGGGAGCAUCGAGGCAGAUAUUUGUCCAGAUUCUGUAAAAGAGAAACUGAUACAUUGCAGCGUUAAAUGAGUUGUCUGUGGUCAAUGGCAAAAGGAAACCUGUCUCCCAAACUCUAGCAUUCUAGUUUAGUUCAUCAGUUAAAAGUGCAUUUCUUUUCUUCUAAGCAACACCACCUUGCUUCAGAUAUAGCUGCAGCCUAUCAGUCAACCAAGAAAAUAGGAGAUACAGAUAGGUGUAAUAAAGGUUUCUUGCAUUUGAGGAAAAACAUGUAAUUCUAAACAUUAUUUGAUUCAUAUAUAAAUUUACUAUUGUAUCAGUAAAUAUUCAGUGAGCACCGAUAGAAUUCAGUUUCAUAAGCAAUUUAUUAAGCACUUACUAUGUGUACAACACUGUGCUAGGUGCUGGCACUGUGAAGAAUAAAAGAAAGCUCUGAUGGUAAGAGUUCUUGCCCUUGAGGAGCAUACAGUGUACUCAGGAGGAUAAGGCAGACAUCUAGCUGGUGCGGUGGAUAGAGGACUGAACCUGGAGUCAGGGAGACCUAAGUUCAAAUCCAGCGUCAGCCUCUUUAUUAGUGGUAUGACCCUGGAUAAGUCAUUUAACUUCUAUCUGCCUCUCUUUCCUCAUUUAUACAAUGAGGAUAAUGUCACCUACUUCCUAGAGUUGUUGUAAAAUGCUAUCUAAAUAUUAGCUAUUAUUACUAAUAUACAUACAGAAAGUUAAACAGCAGUCUUAGAAAAGUUGUAGUUAUAUGAUUGAGUGUUCAAUGAAUGGCAUAGGACAAAUGCUAUAGGAGUAUUUCAGUGGAGAGAACUGGGGUGAGCUGAGGAAGCUUUGUUAAGAUGUAUUUCUCCUUUGAUGAGAUAGUUUGUAAAUAGAUAUACCCUUCUAAGCCAUCUGUAUGAGAUUAUUUGCCUUUCUUAUUUUAGUGCUUAUAUAUAACUAUGCAGCUUUAUUUUUAAUGGUUCAGAAUUAAACAAUAUUGAAUAUAUAUAC